Messenger RNA from Candidozyma auris, 1011 nucleotides. RefSeq lists its product as uncharacterized. The transcript has a single exon. The coding region runs from base 1 to 1011 and encodes 336 amino acids. NCBI's taxonomy places the organism in Eukaryota, Fungi, Ascomycota, Pichiomycetes, Serinales, Metschnikowiaceae. The record is from RefSeq and is a predicted model, not a curated record.
AUGUCUAAUCGUCUAACUUCACGUACAUUUGCUUGUAUUGCAGGGCAAGCUUUAAGAAGGCAGGCCCUGCUUAAGCCCUCAGUCGGUCUGUUAAGAUUUCAGUCUAAAAAAUCAGAUGGCGAAGGUGGUGAGGAACUAUCGACUCCCAAGAAGCCUAUAUCAUUUGCACAGCGUGGUAACACCGAGGUACUUCGUGCCCUGAAAGCGGAUUCCGAAAGCAAGGAAAAGGAAAAACAGACAAGUCAGCUGUCUUCCAGCAAGUAUAUGCCAGUUGAUAAGCUUCCCAAACCGCCUAAGGACAUUCUCGAUUUGCCCUUGGACCACUUCUACGCCAAAGUAUACAUGAGAGAUCUUCCUGUCAGACCACAAAUAGAUUCAGGCAAGUUUCUGUACAAGUUCGAGGUGCCCUCGAGGUUUGUACGUCAUAAGCAUCACGAGUUUCCUGCUCUAGAAAACGAGAAGUCUAAGGAUAUCAACGAAGAAAAGCAACAACACAGCGCAUUUGAACCGGCAAAUAAUAUCCUUGAGUUCAAGGUUGAUUACAACACUAACUCAUUGAUACGCGUUCCUGAGCACCCUUUGAAGGAAUCAAUAACAGGAAUGUUCGUAUCGAAUCCACUCAUGCAUAAUCUUGAUAACGAUUUCCUUUGGGACAUGUACCCACAAGGCAAAUCUUACGGUAAUGCUCCCUUCGGAGGUGACGCAUCCUUCGAUGGUUUCAAAAAUUGGGAGAACAAGGAGAACGACAAAGUCAAGCAGAAAGAGUUACAGUUCGAAUCUAAAGUCAAAGAGGUCAACGAGUUCAGAGAAACCCUCAACGAAUCCAAGUCCUUCUACAGAAAACAAACUGCCUCAAUGUCGACAGACGUUCAAAAUGAAAAUCUGACAAAUAAAGCAGGUGGCAGACGUAAGUUGGACCGGGGACUUCUCAAGCAAUACCGCAAGUAUAAAAAGGAGGGCUUGUUUAAAAAGAGAUUCAAUAAUGAUGGCAACAAAAACGGUAACUUUUAA